Molecule: messenger RNA, 2739 nt
Organism: Anastrepha obliqua
Lineage: Eukaryota; Metazoa; Arthropoda; Insecta; Diptera; Tephritidae
Product: solute carrier family 35 member F5
Exons: 10
Coding region: 776-2089 (437 amino acids)
Biological process (GO): regulation of peptide transport
Cellular component (GO): membrane
Source: RefSeq, a predicted model, not a curated record
ACUCGAGUGUAAAGUGCAAGCAAAUUCGCAAACUAAAACUUAAUUAACGUCAGAGAAGAUUGGCGAAAUGCCACAAGCUGGGUCAGAAAGUGAAGUUGUUGCUCUGCAACCGCAGUGCGGUGCCGCCCGUUUUGUUUACUAGUAUUUUGCUCAAAAUUAACAAAAGCGUUGCUUAUACAAUACAUAGACAAUUUGUUAAAGUUUUUUGUUUGCUACAGAACUUAAAUAAUGCAAUAAAAAAGGGAGUACUUUCCUGAUGCCUGCUAACAACAAAUUACAGCUAAAUUACAAUGUGCAGCAGCGCAUCAUUCGGUGCCAACGGAACAGCUAAAUUAAGUCAAUGAAUUAAAGCAACAACAAAGUGUUGAAUUAAAAACUGAAUGUCAAUGAAAAGGAAGCGCCACCAGCAAAAUUCAAAAAUGAAGCUUAAACACUGGCAUCUACAUAAAACUGGUUAAAUAAAAAUACUGAAGAGGGCAGAAAUUUUCGAAAAGGCAACAACCGCUGAACGGUAACGGUACUAAAAAUAGAAAACGACAAGGAAAAAAGCGCGAAAAUUUCCACUUUCCCCCCAAAAACCAACAAACACACAAAAAUCCAAGAGAAUAAAUAAUAGCCACAGCAGCCAAAAACAAUUUGAGGAGGGGUGGAGGCUGGUGAACACGAAAUUGGGUCAAAAGUUGAAUAGUUAUACGUAAACGCGUCGCCACACGUUACUCGCCGGCUAACCGACACCGACGCCGGCGCCGACGCAGUGCAUUGUGCAAAGGAUAAAAUGUUGAGCAAAACACAAAAGCUCAUUCUUGGCAUCAUUAUAUUGUUAUUGGUCGAUGUAAUUUGGGUAUCGUCUAGUGAACUCACAAAGUUUCUUUACGAAAAUGAAAAGUUCGAUAAGCCAUUCUUUUGCACUUACUUCAAGACUUCGAUGUUUGCAAUUUAUUUAGUUGUAAUCGGAUUGGUCACACCCUGGCGCGAGUCCUGUGAACGCCAAAAUGGCAAUUACACGGUUAUGGAUCAGGUUGUUGACGAUGAAAACUACUACGAAACCAAUCCCUCACUGAGUGAUCCCACAUUCAUCCCGAUACGUUCGAGUGGAGUCAUCUCCGGCACUGAGAGCGAUGAUUCCAGCAUACGUAGUGUGCGUUUUAGCAAAAUGGCCGAGGUGCGUGAAAUGUCCGCACACGAGGCGACCGAGGCGUUGAUGGCGCGUCUCUCGUAUGCGGCUAGCAUGCGCAUACGCCGACAGAAGUCACAUCACAAGACCGCCAAGACAGCAUUACUCUUUUGCGUGCUGUGGUUUAUAGCAAAUUAUUUUUUCCAACUAUCACUGGAUUUGGGGGAAACAGCCAUGGUGACUUUGCUCAGCUCUUCAUCUGCGCUUUUCACACUUGUGCUAGCUGCUUUUUUCCCCUCUACUGUGGGUGAUAAAUUUACAAUAACCAAAUUGAUUGCGGUCGCUAUGAAUAUUGGUGGAAUCGUUACAGUUACAAUUUUCGAUAUCCAUGAUGCAAGAUUUUCGCGUGGUGCUCUUUUAGCGCUAUUUAGCGCUUUCUUCUAUGCCGCUUAUUUAGUUUUUGUGAAGCGAAAAAGCGAUACUGAAGAAAAAAUCGACAUUCCACUCUUCUUUGGUUUUGUUGGUCUCUGGAAUCUUUUACUCAUGUGGCCAAUAUUCUUUAUUUUGAAUUUUCUAAAAAUUGAGCAAUUUGAGCUACCAAAUCAGAAUCAGUUCGCUAUAUUGUUUUUAAAUGGUCUAGUCGGUACUGUGAUCUCAGAAGCGCUUUGGUUAUGGGGCUGCUUUCUCACCUCUUCACUGAUUGGCACCAUUGCCAUGUCGCUACAAAUACCACUCUCCAUUGUCUUUGAUGUCGUUUUGAAGCGAAAACCAUACACGCCUAUGUUUUAUAUGGGUUCGAUACCCAUAUUUUUGGCGCUCAUAUUAGUGGCAUUAUUAAUGCGCAACGAUGACUCAGAUCCAUUAAUGAGGCUAUUCAAGAUCAUUUAUAGGAAAUUGUGUCGCUGUCGUACGCCAAAUAUAGUCAGAAUAAACGAUGAAGAACAGCAGGAAUCUCUAAUUGGCAGUAAUGACUGAACUUUCUUCCAAACAUUUUGCUCCCAUUAUAAAUAAGUGAAUAUGUUUGUGAAUAUAUAGUAACCACCUUUUACUUACUCCUCUUUUAAGCAGAAACGAUCGUUUUUUGAAAACGAUUCCAUUCUAAAUUGCUCACUCUGCAACACAUCAACAACUCUGGCUGUAUUUUCGAGUUCAAUUCGAACUAUUAUUUAGGGAAAAUGUAAAUCAUCGCACAAAUAGUCGCUUUCCCUAAAAUGUUGUGAAUAAUGUUUCCGCUGCGUGUGGUCCGAUGCUUGACACUAAUUUGCUUUUAAUUAAUAAAUGGAAAUACAUCAUUUUGGUUCCGUUUUGUAAAUAAACCUUCAUAAUUAAUUGUGAUAUUAACGAAGACGUAACUUUUGGAAAUUUGCUGUACUCAAUUAAAAUAAUUAUUUUUUAAUAUUGCAUAAUGAUGUGUGUAUUUUAAUUUAACGCUACUCAUCACUACAUAUGCUGUUUUAUUUUAUACACAAUACUUUUUUAAUAAAUAGGCGCUCAUUGUAUUUUUCAACAUUUAAAACUAGAUAAAUAAAUAUUUGAUUAAGUUCACUGCGAGUAAUCUCAUUAUGUAGACUUAAAAGUAUAGAAUUUUAACUGGAUUUAUACUGUGUAUAGUUGUAGCUUGUUAA